UUGAAGAACCUUUGAGCAGCGAUAAAGACUGUGAAGGUGAUAUGAGGACUCACACUGACACCAAAAACUCUGAAUGCUCUUCAAAGAAGAGAGGUAAAACAUGUUUGAGCUGCUCAGUUUGUGCUGAAAGUUUUACUACAAAACCCAAUUUGACUCGACACAUGAGAACACACACAGGUGAAAAACCAUUUAAUUGUUCAGUUUGUUCUAAAAGCUUUUCUGUUAAGUGGUAUUUGACUCAACACAUGAGAACACACACAGGUGAAAAACCAUUUAAUUGUUCAGUUUGUAGCAAAAGCUUUUCUCAAAAUAGCAAUUUGACUAAACACAUGAGAACACACACAGGUGAAAAAACAUUUAAAUGUUCAGUUUGUGGCAAAAGCUUUUCUCAAAGUAGCCAUUUGACUCAACACAUGAGAACACACACAGGUGAAAAAACAUUUAAAUGUUCAGUUUGUGGCAAAAGCUUUUCUCAAAAUAGCUCUAUGACUCAACACAUGAGAAAACACACAGGUGAAGAACCAUUUAAUUGUUCAAUUUGUGACAAAAGCUUUUCUCGAAAUAGCUCUUUGACUCAACACAUGAGAACACACACAGGUGAAAAAACAUUUAUUUGUUCAUUUUGUGGUAAAAGCCUUUCUCUAAAUUGCCGUUUGACUGAACACAUGAAAACACACACAGGUGAAAAACCAUUUAAUUGUUCAGUUUGUGGCAAACGAUUUUCUCAAAAUAGCGAUUUGACUCAACACAUGAGAACACACACAGGUGAAAAACCAUUUAAUUGUUCCGUUUGUGGCGAAAGGUUUUCUCGAAAUUGCCGUUUGACUCAACACAUGAGAACACACACAGGUGAAAAACCAUUUAACUGUUCGAUUUGUGGUGAAAACUUUUCUAUUAAGAACCGUUUGACUGAACACAUGAGAACACACACAGGUGAAAAACCAUUUAGUUGUUCAGUGUGCUGUCAAAGGUUCCCACAUAAUGCAGACGCAGUAAAACACAUAAGAACACACAAGGCAAAAUAACCAAUUACCGUAGCUGUUUAGUUUGUGGUAUGUUGCUUGUACUCUCCCAAGUGCGCCACGCCGUCCCCAGGUACACGGUAAAGCGGGGCUGUGACUCCUCCCCUUUCACCCAACGUAAAACAGUAGUAAAAUAAGCAAUC
Molecule: messenger RNA, 1165 nt
Organism: Nerophis lumbriciformis (worm pipefish)
Lineage: Eukaryota; Metazoa; Chordata; Actinopteri; Syngnathiformes; Syngnathidae
Source: RefSeq, a predicted model, not a curated record